This is a messenger RNA of Aspergillus mulundensis, 756 nucleotides long. Its product is annotated as mitochondrial 54S ribosomal protein uL6m. NCBI's taxonomy places the organism in Eukaryota, Fungi, Ascomycota, Eurotiomycetes, Eurotiales, Aspergillaceae. The record is from RefSeq and is a predicted model, not a curated record. Gene Ontology annotation, molecular function: structural constituent of ribosome; rRNA binding. The coding region runs from base 1 to 756 and encodes 251 amino acids. Gene Ontology annotation, cellular component: mitochondrial large ribosomal subunit; ribosome. The transcript is spliced from 3 exons. Gene Ontology annotation, biological process: translation.
AUGACGAGUUUCCUACCACAGACCUGCUUCAGGCAGCUCGCGCGCAGCUCUCUGCCAAAGCGAAGCCCCGUUUCCCCUGCGCCCUUGUCCCGCUUCCAACCGACACAAUGCUUUUCGACCACACCACGAGUUCAGUCCCGAGUCGGCGGCGCCGCGGUCUCAGUACCCCCGGAGGUCUCCCUGAAGUUCAUCGAUCUCCCUCAGGUUCAAGGCCGGGGGGCCGGUAAGGAUCAACCGAAGAUCGCGGUAGAAGUUAAAGGGCCAUUGGGUCAAUUAACGCUGAAUGUUCCUUCUUUCGUCAAUAUCUCGCACGAUGAGAACCUCCGGAAAGCAUCACUAUCGGUUGCGGAUCCCGCUAUUCCUCACCAACGUGCUAUGUGGGGAACUACACGCGCCCACCUGCAGAAUUACAUCCUCGGAGUGUCAGAAGGUCACAUUUGCAUCCUGAGUCUGGUUGGUGUCGGAUACAGAGCUAGCAUUGAGCCUACAGCGACUACCGCAGAGCCCGAGUACCCCGGUCAGCAGUUCGUCUCACUCAAGGCCGGAUAUUCACACCCGAUUGAGCUUGGAAUCCCCGAAGGCGUCCAGGCCAGCACGCCUCAGCCCACGCGUAUUCUUCUGCAGGGCACAGACAAGCAGGUGGUCGCGCAAUUUGCAGCGGAGAUCCGGGAAUGGCGCAAGCCGGAACCUUACAAGGGCAAGGGUAUCUUCGUCAACGGAGAGACAAUCAAGCUGAAGGCGAAGAAGAUUCGGUAA